AUGGCGCUGAAUGGUUCUCCGAACGUUAGUUGGGCAGAUUUAUGGGAUAGAACAGAUGCCGUUACUGGCCAUACUCAGAAAGGAAUCGAAUUCCUUGAACGAAUCGGUACCUUUGCCAAAGAGAGAGCUAUAAUAGAAGAAGAAUAUGCGACUAAACUGAGACAAUUAGCAAAGAAGUCGCUAGGUAAGAAAAAGGAAGAUGAGGAAAGCGUUAAAAGUUUCACUUAUGUUCGUUCGUUUGCAAACAUGCUGAAGGAAAUUGAGUCGUUGGCUGGUCAACAUGAGAUCGUUGCGGAGAAGUUACGCGAUAGUGUUCUUCCUUUUGUCUCUGGUAAAGCUAAUCAGCACAAGGCCAAUAGGAAAGCUUGUCUAACGGAUUUGCAAACAAUUCACAAUAAUCUGAAUAAUGCGGUAGACAUGAUGUUCAAGUCACAGCGUUCAUAUGGAAAGUCUUUCAAAGAAGCCGAGGCAGCAUAUGCUAAGUACUGUAAAGCUGAGAAAAAUAUGGAAAUCUCAAGAUUGGAUCUCGAAAAGGCAAAAAGUAACGCUCAUAUGAGAAAUCAGAUGAGUGAAGAUGCUAAACAAAAUUAUGCUCAUGCUAUGCAAAAUGCAAACAAUGCUCUUCAGAAUCACUACAAUCAGUUUUUACCGGACACUUUGGAUAGAUUAAAAACAGUUGAUAUGGAAAGAAUCCAAGAUACUAAAUCUGCUUUGCAGCAGUGCAUAUCUGCUGAGGCUGAUGUCAUGUCCAUAAUUAGUCGUUGUCAUGAAGAUAUGCGGAAAUCAGUAGAUCAAAUUGAUAGAGACAAAGACACAGCCACUGUUAUCGAGCAGUUCAAAACAGGAUAUAUACAUCCUGCCCCAUAUCAGUUUGAAGAUCUAGGUCCUACCGAUGGAUGCAUCAAUAGCGCAGGAGAAAUAGAUUCGACAUUGAAACGUAACAUGCUGAGUGGAGGGAAAAAAGAGGUUAAAGUUAACAGAAAGCAAUCUAUGCAUCAGAAAAUAUUUGGUGGGGGAGAUAAGACGAAGGCUGAUGCAAAUGGCGACUAUGGACAAUUACCUCCACAGCAAAGAAUCAGAAGGCUUCAAACAAAAAUUUCAGAAUUAGAGAAAGAGAAAGAGAAGAAUCAACAAAGUCGAGACGGUUUAGUUAAAUUGCAACAGGUUUAUCGAGAUAACCCUAAGUUAGGUAAUCAUGCUGAUUGUGACGCUCAGCUUAGCGACUUUGGCAAAGAAAUAAAUAAUUUAUCACAACAAAUAGAAAAGUUCCGUAUUUUGUUAGAUGAUGCUCAAUCACAGAAUAAUCUCCCAAUCGGUGGUGCAGAAACUCCACCAUCAGCAAGAAGUGGAAGUUCGGCAUCCAGCUUUGCCCCACCUCGUCCUCCUCAGCCGGGAAAUCGAGCUAGUAUGUCUGAAGAAAGUGUUACUAGCAGUGAUGGAAUAAGCCAUACUAGUCAAAAAAUGGAGAAGAGAGAAGAUACUUAUGAAGAAUGUGACAUGCCUGUGCUAGGCACUGCAGUUGCUCAGUUCGCUUAUGACGGUGGAACCGAGGGCACAAUGAAAAUAUUGGAAAAUGAUGAACUACUGCUCAUUGAGAAAGAUGAAGGCGAUGGAUGGACAAGAGUCAGGAAACUGGAUGGCCGACAAGAAGGUUUUGUACCCACCAGUUACCUCAAGUGCAUGUGGUAUCCGUUGUAG
Auanema sp. JU1783 is the source of this 1698-nucleotide messenger RNA. Lineage: Eukaryota; Metazoa; Nematoda; Chromadorea; Rhabditida; Rhabditidae. The record is from the annotation of a GenBank genome assembly.